CUCACCACUCCCACUCGCACACCAGACGCACGCACACCAGACGCACGCACACACACAGGGGAUAUGGGCAACAGUGUCUUCCAAUGAGAGUCUGCAGGACGAGUAGAUCAGGAAGAGGAGAUGCAAGGUUACCAAUGAAGUAUUAGCUUUCCUUCUUUGUUAGGUUUUUUUGUGUGCGUGUGUGUGCCCCUCCUGCUUUUUAACGAUAGGCGGGUACCGAGUGUGAGAACACUAACAUAAUACAAUGAUGUGCUAUCUAUUGUUUUACGUAAUCUCUGUUACCAAAGCCAUACAUAUUUAUGGACACGCAGAAGCUGAGGAGAUGAAACAUCUAAGAGAAGAACUGUUGGAGAUUUUUAUUUUCUAGAGUCGUUAUUUUGACAAAGUUUCUGUGUAAUUUGUAGGACGUGGAUUUUUUUUUUUAACCAAGCUCUUCGCACGCACAUUUUUUGUUUAUUUAUAAUUUGGGUGUCCACUUACACAACAGGCUGAUGGUCGGUCAGGCAGCCAUGCGAGGCCAGCGUGUGGUGGGGAACGUGUGCCGCUGUUGGAAUCCCGCAAUCUGCCUAUUGGUGACCUUACUUGGAUGCUGCAUCUUGUUAGCUCUCAGUGUGUUGUUACAAUUUGGAGACAUGAAAGUAAACCGACGGGCUGUAUCCACCAAUAACUUGCUAUCCCCAGUGAGGAAGCAUUACUAUGUGGAACUGGUAAAUGGGAAUAACAGAUGUGAGGGUCGUGUGGAGGUGCGCUACAAUGAUACCUGGGGCACAGUCUGCGAUGAUGACUGGGACAUGGUGGAUGCCCAAGUUGUGUGUCGCCAGCUAGACUGCGGCGUGGCUGUCGCAAUGGGUAGCAGCUCUCAGUAUGGACAAGGCACAGGAUUAAUCGUGCUGGACAACGUGGACUGCAAAGGGAGUGAAACAAACCUUGGUCAGUGUGACAGUCUAAACUGGGGCGUACACAACUGUUACCACUAUGAGGACGUGGCCAUAAUAUGUCGAGAACCACUGGUUGUAGGAGCAAAAGCUUCAGGGGAUGUUACCACAAUGUCCUCCAGGAACACAUACUUAGAUGGCACGGUCCGUCUGGUGGAUGGAAUGGACUUGUGUCAGGGUCGGGUGGAGAUCUACCAUCAGGGCAGGUGGGGGACAGUGUGUGAUGACGAUUGGGACGUGAGAGAGGCUGAAGUUGUGUGCCGGCAGAUAGGCUGUGGCCACGUUAUUUCAGCUCAUACAAACUCUUACUUUGGCUACGGCACUGGCCACAUUCUUCUGGACAAUAUCAAUUGUCAGGGAAAUGAACCACAGCUGACAAAAUGUGCCAGCCUUGGAUGGGGCAACCACAACUGUGGCCAUCAUGAAGACGCUGGAAUCACCUGCUCAGGUAGAGAAACCACCACUGUGGCUGCAAUUUACCCUUCCACUGGAAGCCAGGAGUCCAUUUGGUCAACCCUAAAAACUGAAGCACCAGGUGAUGCUGUCACGGCAACAGAAAGUAUAAGCUCAACUGCCAUGAAAAAAGACUAUAUGGCUAUCCGCGUUGUGAACGGAAACGGCAGCUGCCAGGGUCGCGUAGAAGUACAGUACAGCAAUGUCUGGGGAACAGUGUGUGACGAUGGCUGGGACAUGACAAACGCUAUCGUGGUGUGUCGGCAGCUUGGUUGUGGCAUCGCUAUCGAAGCCAAGUCUCAGGCCUUCUAUGGUUAUGGUACGGGUCCCAUCUUGCUCGACAACGUAGAAUGUCACGGCGACGAGAAAGGCCUUUCCGAGUGCACACAUUCGGGCUUGGGUCAGCACAACUGUGGCCAUCAUGAGGAUGCUGGAGUUAUAUGUGAACCGUUUCUACCCUUCAGUGGAUUAGGAUUUGCCCGUGACUUUAGUGCAACUGACGAGACACCCGGCGGGGAAUCCACCAUCUCCACACCACCUGACGACGGAACACUGAGACUGGUUGGAAGCAACCGUGUCUGUGAAGGCCGUGUAGAGAUGUAUCUCCAUUCUGAAUGGGGCACAGUUUGUGACGACGCUUGGGACAUCGCUGACGCCCAGGUGGUGUGCCAGCUGCUUGGCUGUGGCGAGGCUGUAACGGCGUGGGGGGAAGCGCACUUUGGGCCUGGCACAGGAAAAAUUCUGCUGGACAAUCUAAAGUGCACCGGAACAGAAGCAUCUCUGUUGCAUUGCUCUCAUAUAUCCUGGGAUGUGCACAACUGUGACCAUUCGGAAGAUGUCGGGGUCACAUGUUUGUUGUUAGGAUUGUUAGAGAAGAGUUUUACCAAGCAAUAGACUUUACACUGCUAAGACAACCAACAUCUACUGUAUGUGAGAGGUUUCAGCUACAUUUUAGACAUAUAUGCCUAUUAAGCACUUUAUAAUUAACUAAGAGUUGCAAUGACCUGGGAUAACACUGGUGAAUCCUGAAAUACCAAUGCAAGAAAUAAAUCAAAGACAGCAACGUUGUUCAUCAUAGCUUAUAUUGAUCCAUGAAAAUAUGGCCCUUAAAAGCAAUGAGCACGACAAUAUAGAGCAAUAUGAUUGGAUGCUUGUGUGAAUAAGUGCUUUUUAGAGGACGUCAUGGCAUCUUUCACACAAUACUUUUUCAAUCUAUGGGAAUGAUGUUCUCUCCGUGACUGCGUGGGUUCCCUCUGGGUACUCCGGCUUCUUCCCACCUCCAAAGACAUGCACCCGGGGAUAGGUUGAUUGGCAACACUAAAUUGGCCCAGUGUGUGAAUGUGAGUGUGAAUGUUGUCUGUGUUGGCCCUGCGAUGAGGUGGUGACUUGUCCAGGGUGUACCCCACCAACCGCCCGAGUGCAGUUGAGAUAGGCUCAAGCACCAAAAGGGACAAGCGAUAGAACAUAGUUGGAUGGGAAUGAUGCAAGUCCCAGAACAUCUAUGUGCUAAAUGAACGGGUUGAAUUUAUAAGUAAUGGCUAAAUUAUUGUUUCUCAGCAUCAACACCAUGGGCCUUUUUUACUGUGCAACCUGUAAAACUGUGUGUACCAUUAGUGGGCGUGUUGCAUGUGAUCGACUAGUAAGACUUUUGUGUGUAUUAUAUGGGGCAUCACCACGUAGACACUCGAUCAUUUACUGCACAUUCAUCAUACCAUGCCGUACACAUUUCCAGUGAGGGUUGAACUCCGCCAAGGCUGCCCUCUGUCACUGAUUCUGUUCAUAACUUUUAAGGACAGAAUUUCUAGGCGCAGUCAAGGCGUUGAGGGGAUCCGGUUUGGUGGCUGCAGGAUUAGGUCUCUGCUUUUUGCAGAUAAUUUGA
This is a messenger RNA of Entelurus aequoreus (snake pipefish), 3267 nucleotides long. RefSeq names its product scavenger receptor cysteine-rich domain-containing group B protein (gene ssc4d). NCBI's taxonomy places the organism in Eukaryota, Metazoa, Chordata, Actinopteri, Syngnathiformes, Syngnathidae. The record is from RefSeq and is a predicted model, not a curated record. The transcript is spliced from 12 exons. Gene Ontology annotation, cellular component: membrane. Bases 492 to 2282 code for a protein of 596 amino acids.